ACGGGGGAGGAGCUGACGCACCGGCUCCUCCGCCAUUUGCAGGAUCGGGCGCGGAGAUAGAGAGAGGGGACACGACAGUCUGAGGAGGAGGAAGCGAGUCCCGACAUGGACGACGAUUCGUACCCGCGCACCCUCUACGUAGGUAACCUCUCUAGAGAUGUGACAGAAGCCCUUAUACUUCAACUUUUCAGUCAGAUUGGUCCAUGCAAAAGCUGUAAGAUGAUUACGGAGCAAACCGCAAGCAGAAGGGUGAACUCUUCUGUUGGAUUUUCUGUUUUGCAGCAUUCAAGCAAUGAUCCGUAUUGCUUUGUGGAAUUCUAUGAGCAUAGGGAUGCGGCAGCUGCAUUGGCUGCAAUGAAUGGCCGUAAAAUAAUGGGUAAGGAAGUCAAAGUAAACUGGGCAACAACACCAAGUAGCCAGAAGAAAGAUACAACGAAUCAUUUUCACGUGUUUGUUGGAGACUUGAGCCCUGAGAUAACAACAGAAGAUCUGAAAUCUGCAUUCGCACCCUUUGGUAGAAUAUCGGAUGCUCGUGUUGUAAAAGACUUGGCAACAGGGAAAUCUAAAGGGUAUGGAUUUGUAUCUUUCUACAGUAAACUGGAUGCAGAAAAUGCAAUUGUGCAUAUGAGUGGUCAGUGGCUGGGAGGCCGGCAAAUUCGAACAAACUGGGCAACGCGCAAACCACCAGCCCCAAAGAGUGCACCAGAAAGUAGUUCUAAACAUCUAAAAUUUGAAGAAGUAGUGAAUCAGUCUAGUUCUACAAAUUGUACUGUCUACUGUGGUGGUAUUGCAUCAGGCUUGACAGAACAACUUAUGCGUCAGACUUUCUCACCAUUUGGGCAAAUUAUGGAAAUCAGAGUUUUCCCAGAAAAGGGAUACUCAUUUGUUAGGUUUGCAACACAUGACAGUGCUGCCCAUGCUAUAGUGUCAGUAAAUGGAACCACUAUUGAAGGCCAUAUUGUUAAAUGCUACUGGGGUAAAGAAACUACUGAUUCUACCAAGUACCAACAGAUGGAAUUUACUCAGCCCUGGAGUCAGUGGGGUCAGUGGUAUGGCAACACUCAACAAUAUGGUCAAUAUGUGGCCAAUGGUUGGCAGGUGCCGCCUUAUGGAAUGUAUAGCCAAGCGUGGAAUCAGCAAGGAUUUGGAGUUGACCAAUCUCAGUCCGCACCCACCUGGGUAGGUGGAUUUAGUGCUCAACCAGCACAGGGACAGGGUACAGCUGUCAUACCUAACCAAGCUGGCUUUGGGAUGGCAGGAUACCAGACACAGUGACCAGGGACUUGUUCUAUUUACCUACAAGUCAGGAGCCCAGAGUUUUCUGUUGAUGAAACAUCAAAAUAUUCACUGACGCCAUGAGUAAAAUAUAGACUAUUUAUUUUAAAGCUGAAUAUUUUAAAAAUUCUAUCACAGCUGAGCUCAUGGCGGAGGAUUUGAAAUGUUUCCCAGUUCUGCUCUUUUUCUUUGUUUUGGGAUGGGGAAGGUUUUGGUGGGUGGGGGGAAACAUAUAAUCUGUUAACUUGUUUUCAAAGAGUGAAGUAAUCGAGAACAAUGAAUUUAUUUUGAAAAUGAAGUGCUAUUGUGUAUGAAUUUAAAAAAAAUAAAUGCAGUGUUAGUGGGAAAAUGUCAA
Messenger RNA from Stegostoma tigrinum, 1630 nucleotides. It is a transcript of the gene tial1, whose product is annotated as TIA1 cytotoxic granule-associated RNA binding protein-like 1. The record is from RefSeq and is a predicted model, not a curated record. The transcript has 12 exons. Lineage: Eukaryota; Metazoa; Chordata; Chondrichthyes; Orectolobiformes; Stegostomatidae. Gene Ontology annotation, molecular function: DNA binding; mRNA binding. The coding region runs from base 106 to 1275 and encodes 389 amino acids.